GGUUCGUGUUUCAUUUGUAUAAUUUGGGAGGUGCUGUGUAAAAUUUUUACGCGAAAACUGUUUGUGAGAUAGCGUCUGUGUGUCGUCGUUGUUCCGAUUUCGUCUGUUGUACAACCCAGAGAGCAGCAUGGCGUCAAGAAAGACGAAAAAGACCACAAAAAAGCGGGCCCAUCGAGCCACUUCGAAUGUAUUUGCCAUGUUCGAUCAGAACCAAAUUCAAGAAUUCAAAGAGGCCUUCAACAUGAUAGAUCAAAACAGCGAUGGUUUUGUUGAUAAAGAGGAUUUGCACGAUAUGCUGGCUUCACUGGGUAAAGAUCCUACCGACGAGUACUUGGAAGAGAUGGUGAAAAUGUCACCGGGUCCUAUCAACUUUACAAUGUUUUUAACAUUGUUUGGCGAGAAACUGAACGGGACAGACCCUGAAGACGUGAUAAAUAACGCUUUUGCCUGUUUUGACGAAGAUGGCAACGGCAAAGUACAUGAAGAAUUACUUAAAGAGGCCCUAACUACUAUGGGAGACAGAUUCACUGAAGACCAAGUAGAUGACGUGCUUCGUGACGCCCCGAUCGACAAAGAUGGUUAUCUGGAUUUCACGAAGUUUACUCACAUCUUAAAACACGGCAAAAAGGACGACAACGAUUAACGCUGCAAGAAUCGUUUCAGUAAAGCCUGUUUUUGUUGAGGGAAUUUUUUAACGGUCUACUUUUUACCAAAAUGCUUUUUAGGAGAUAAAUUUUAGUUUUAGUGUGGUAAGAUUAACGAAUUUUGCCAUUUAUGGCACUAUAUUGCCUUUGGAAUGUCUGGCACGGGAAUCAAUCAAAUGGAACGAAAUGGCUCAAGUGACUCACGAGAAUUUAUUGACCGGCCUUUUCAAGGACAGCAAAUAACUUGGGGUUCAAUAAUACUUGUGGAUCGCUUUUUAAUGAUAAAUUUUGUAUCGCAAUAGCCCUGUACUUGAACACAUCGCUGAAGUUCUCCUGGUGUCUUGUCAGGUUUAUGUUUGUCGAUGUAAGUCCUAAUUAUCUUAUAUUUCUAGUGCUUAGCAUCAGCUUACAAUUGAAUUGUUAGUGCCACAAAAUAUAUUUUAUAAAUAAAACAAGAACAGGAGUAAAACAUAA
Messenger RNA from Orbicella faveolata, 1118 nucleotides. Its product is annotated as myosin regulatory light chain 12A-like. Gene Ontology annotation, molecular function: calcium ion binding. Lineage: Eukaryota; Metazoa; Cnidaria; Anthozoa; Scleractinia; Merulinidae. The record is from RefSeq and is a predicted model, not a curated record.